Menidia menidia (Atlantic silverside) is the source of this 687-nucleotide messenger RNA. The record is from the annotation of a GenBank genome assembly. Lineage: Eukaryota; Metazoa; Chordata; Actinopteri; Atheriniformes; Atherinopsidae.
AUGGCCGCGCGGCGCACCGCCGGAGACCGCGGAGGACCGGGAGAGGCUGCCGGGGAAGACGCCCGCGACGAGGCGCCGAAUCGGGGGAUGAAUCCACCGGGGGACGCCGGCGGAGCGGAGGACCUCUCCCUGGAGGAGAUUCUCAAGCUUUACAGCCAGCCCAUCAACGAGGAGCAGGCGUGGGCCGUGUGCUACCAGUGCUGCCGGACGCUGGCCGAGGCGCACCGGGGCAGGAGGGGCUCCCCGGCCGCGGCCCCCGGAGCUCCGCCGACCGCCACCGGAGCUCCGGUGGCCGGAGCUCCGCCGCGCAUCGCGGGCCCGGGGAGCGUCCGGAUCCGGCGAGACGGGUCUGUGACGGUGGACCCCCAGAGCUGCCAAGGUAAAUACAGCCCUUCCACAACCUCUGAGGUGAUCGAGUCUCUGGGCAUCAUGAUCUACAAGGCUCUUGACUAUGGCCUGAAGGAGAAUGAGGAGCGAGAGCUUAGUCCUCCUCUGGAGCAACUCAUUGAUCUCAUGACUAACAUGGCGGAGGCUGAGAGGGACACUUGCUCUGAUGAAGGUUAUGAGGCUACAGAGGAGGAGGAGGAGGCAGAGGAUGACCCUGACAACAUUUCUGGAGUUCAUGGCUACAGAGAUAUCCUCAAAGUAGAUUACACUAUGAACUCCUUUGAACGUGGAGCUAUUUAA